AGGAGCCGGGCGUGGCUCAGUCGUGGCUCAGUCGGCCAGCUGUGUGCGCGGACGAGACGUGUGACCCGUCGCAUUGGUUUUAAGACCCCCCAACUGUACGCUCCUCACUCCUUUGCGUUUUUCGACUUUGGUUCAGUUUUGAAACCCAUCUUUUACAUCCAACAUGACGACCGAAACCGACACUAAGCCCGUGGAGCAGACCGAGGAGAAGAAGGAGGAGGUGAAGGACGAAGUCAAGAAGGAGGAGGCGGAGGUGAACAACGCCGAGGAAAAGGCGGACGACAAGGCAGAGAAAGCGGACAAGGAGAAGAAGGACGAGAAGAAGGAAGCCAAGCCGAAGAAAGAGCCCGCCCCUCCCAAGCCGGCGGUGCACAAGCUGGAUUUCGAGAAGGACGUGGUGUACCUGUACCAAUUCACCCGCACGCCCGUCCUGCCCUCGCUCAGCCCCUACUGCCUCAAGGUGGAGACCUGGCUGAGGCUCGCUGGUUUGAAGUACGAGAAUGUUGACCACAAGAUGAAGUACAAGAGCAAGAAGGGUCAGCUGCCCUUCGUGGAGGUGAACGGCGAGGAGAUCGCGGACUCCGCCAUCAUCAUCAAGGAGUUGGGUCAGCGCUACAACCAAGACCUGGACGCCGGACUCUCCGCCGAGCAGCGCAACGUCGCGCACGCAACCAUCUCCAUGAUAGAGAACCACUUCGCAUGGGUGGUUAAGUCAUGGCGCACCAAGAAUCCUGCUGGCAUGCUGGGUGCCUACAAGAUGGACUUGCAGCAGAUCACUGAAAAGAAGUGGCCCAAGCCAGUCCUUGAGUUCAUCUUCAAGCUUAAGUUCAGGAGGGCUGCCAAGAAGGUCCGCGCCCAUGGAAUCGGUGUGCACAAGCCAGAGGAGAUUGAGGAGUUCGGACACAAUGACCUGAUGGUUCUUUCAGACCUUCUAGGAGACAAACCUUUCUUCUUCGGUGAUUCUCCCACGACGCUUGACGUGGUUGCCUUUGCUAACCUGGCUCAGGUAGCCUUCAUGGACAAGGAAGUGAGCUACACACUCCGCGACUGGAUGACCGAGAACUGCACCAACCUGGUCGAGUUCUGCAACCGCGUGAAGGAGCGCGCCUUCCCCGACUGGGACGACAUGUGCACCAACCUGGACCUGAACUCCCACCUGCCCAAGCCUCCACCUGAGGAGGAAAAGAAGGAAGAGGAGAAGGCAGGUGAGGAGAAGGCGAAGGAGGAGGAAAAGAAGGACGAAAAGGAAAAGGAAAAGGACGACUCUGAAAAGGAGAAGGCACAAAAGGACGAGAAGGAGGGUGAAAAGGAAGACAACAAGAAGACAGAAGAGAAAGAGAAAGAAGAGAAGAAGUAAAAGUUUGUCAAAGUUGUUGAAAGCAAUUGAGAACCAAAUCUAUUUGUAAUAUAUGUGAUAAAUGUUGUUUGAAAGGCUUUUUUUUUUGCUUGAUACACUUUGUAUAGAUCUUCUUGUUAGCGUGGAACACAGCACCUCCCCUGUGCCGACUUAGUCGAUAACAUUUUCAGUGGCCACUGUCAGAAAUGAGCUCGUUCUAACCUUCAUUAACAAUGGUAGGGAACAGUCAGUCAAGGAAAAAGCUCUAUUUUUUUCUAUAGGACCUACAUACCCAAGUUGUUGCCAAGUAAUUGUAUGCAGCUCAUAGUACUUGGUGAGCACGUGUUCAAAUGGGCUGUAAGGAUCCCCCACCUUCUUCCUUACUGGCUGAUCUUGCUACCAGAGUUUGUUUUAUAUUUCUCUCUCUCCUUGUAGUUUUUUUUUUUUUUUUUGGUCCAGGUAUUUGUACUGUAGUUCGACACAACCUUGACCGCUCAUACUAUUUUUUUCCUCAAUGGUAAUGACAAGAUUUAUAUUCAAGAAUUGCAUUGAAAGACAAAUGGGCAAGAUGAUGACGUUGAAGGUUUGAACCGGUCGAGUCAUAUUUUCUGUGUGGCUUUCAUAGCUUGUAGGUUUAUUCAGUAUGAGUUUUUAGUUGAAGACUAUGUUUUUAAGAGCAGUAUUAUUCAUGGAAAAUGAGUUUGCUACUUUUUGCUACCAUGACAAAUUCUUUCUCAUUUUUUUAUCACUUUUGUACUAUUAGUUUGUACAUUACUAGCUUUUAAUAUGGCAUCUAGAACAUUAUGAUAGUUUUUACACAUGGAAGUUAUUUUGUAAUAAGGAAAUACUCAAUUUAUAGGUUCUCUUUGAUACCAGAGGGACUGGGACUCCCACCGCUUCUUGUGAUAGGAAAUGCUCAUUAGUCAAGCGUGUGGAGUAUUGAGGGUUCUUGCUUGGAAACCCCAUCUUGGCCUGAAGUUUGCUUGUACAAGUCCUUCUAAAAGUCUCCCAUUCCAGUAUGUAAUAUAUGCGAAAAUAUGAUCCCAGUUCCCAUUCUCUUAAACCUUCUCUUGAGAUUUUUUUUUUUUAAGAUACUGAAAGUCAGGAUGAAGUGUGCAAGCAACAUGUUGCAAUGGGCUAGGCAGGGAGGGUUUAUUUGAAGCCCCCCUCUGCCUGCCAUCGUCAAAUGAGGUAUCCCAAGAACCCAAGAUAAACCCCCGCUUGCUAAAACCCCUCGAAUUCGGUACGACCCAAAGACAGUUUCACGGCACCAAAGUAGUCAAUAGGGAACAAAGUGCCGCACAAUCAAAAUUAUAGUAAGGCACAAGGAGUAUAUAGCAGGAGAAGCUUAAGCGUGCUGAGAGAGAGUGGAAAAAUCACUUGGUCUUUGUAAGGUAUUAAGAAUUUUAUACUAUACUAAAGGAACUUGCACAGUAUUUUCGGUCGAUAAUUGUGCUGUGAUAACCAAAACACCAGUUUUGUAAGAUGAAAAGUGCUAAAUAGAAGUUAAGCCAUUCAUACAAUGAACUUUGUAGCCUUGCGCUUUGUCCAAAAUUUGCAAAAGAGAGAAACCAGACAUUCGCUCCUGUUGCUGACAUUUCGGCUAGAUUUUUGCCCCACCCUUGAAGUCUUGGUAGACCCUUGAGAGUGUAUACCAUGUUUGUACCCUAGCUUUUGUACACUUGGUAACUUGAGGCUUCAGCAUUCUUGUAGUAGAUGUAUCUGGCAUUUCUAUUAUAGGCACAUAACACCACAGUUAUCAUGUAUACACAGACGUAUUUAUGUUCCUCAAUAAAUGUAUCCUUUUAGGAAUUGUUACUUAUUUGUUCCAACUUUUUUCUUUCUUUGGAGUCUUAUCAGAUUGUUACCAGUUUGUGAUUAAAACAUAGAAAGUGGUUUCUAUUAUAAGAUGCUGUUGAACUUGUGACAAAGCUGAUUACUUCAUUAAAUAUUUUAGACGGAGUUCUUGUUCAAUUUGGAUAAACCUUUUUGUGUCUGUGAAAAAGUGAACAUUGAACAAGAUCUGACAAUGGAAAUGAGAUCAAUAAAAAUUAUAAAUAA
Messenger RNA from Penaeus chinensis, 3397 nucleotides. RefSeq names its product failed axon connections-like (gene fax). The transcript is spliced from 5 exons. Gene Ontology annotation, cellular component: cytoplasm. The record is from RefSeq and is a predicted model, not a curated record. Lineage: Eukaryota; Metazoa; Arthropoda; Malacostraca; Decapoda; Penaeidae. The coding region runs from base 164 to 1357 and encodes 397 amino acids.